AUGGGAUCGUUAGAAGCCGAGCACAGGCACAGAGAGCACCUCCCCGUCCUGGGAUUUCUUGGGAAAGACGGACCAAAUUACAGCGCGAAACAUCCUUCCGCCGCCAUGGGCCCGACAUCUUCCCCGACACCACUUUUGAGUCCAACAUCCAUGUACCCGUCGCAAUCCCUACCCUAUUCUUUCUCCACAUCCGCCAGCACAAGCUCAUUGCAAGGUGGAUACAUAUCACCGCCAGAUUCGCGGCGCGCAUUCGAGGAGGAGAAGGAAAAGCCGCCGCAGAGACAAUCGCUUCCGUCGAUCCAUGAAGCCUUGGGAAACGAUAAUCCAUUGCCCUAUCCUGCGCCCACAUCGGCUCCCCCACAACAGGCUCACCAUGCACCCCACCCUCCCCCCUUGUCGUCUAGCGUUGCUGGGCGACCGGGCACAGAGGGGCCUCCUGGACCACCUAACCCGUUCUCAAACGGCGCCUCGUCGGGCACCUUCAUGCGCGAGUCAACGUUCCCCCACCAACCUCAGUUGCAAGCGGAGGCGUCGCGGUCGAGUUUGGCCUCAAUCAACACCCAGGACUCCAGAACCACAUCUCUACAUUCGCUAAGCUCGGGAAAGUCUCCUACGCAGAGUGCGAAGACUGGUCUUACUUCGAUAUCCGGGUCCCAGACUGGUUCUGGCUAUGAGUACAGUGCGCCUCCUUCUGCCGGCAGUGUGGCUUCUCCCAACGGAUAUGGCACAUUCUCGCAGUCCUUCCAGUUUCAGUCGCAACCUCCUCCGAACGCGCCGUCAUACCCAUCCACUCCUUAUGAUGCUCGACCUUAUGGUGGAACAGGCUGGAAACCAGGAAUGCCUGAUACCGGUCGUGCUGAGGAAAUGAAGGGGGUGAUUUCAGCUCGUCCUCCGUUGACUGGACAUCAUUACGGUGAACCCGUCAAGCGUCAUUUAGACAUUUAUGACGUGGAGACCUCACUGAAUGAAGUAGCUGACAUUAGCACUCGAACUUUGGACUUUUCGCGUCACUAUGCAACAAGGGCGCAUCAAACACAGCGCUCUGGUCCAGUAUCGGGGUCGUUGCCACUUCCGCACGAGAUUGAGGAGAUGCUCAAUCUAGCGCGCCGCAAUCAAGAAGCUUUGCUUCGCAUACGAACUGCAGUGCUGAACGAGCAUGCUUUGGCUGAGCAAAUGGCGCAAAGGAAAGUUUUCAAACCCAGUGGUGUGCACGGUGAGGAUCACGUGGCAAUGUAUCAAGAAGAUUUCAAGGCCAAUGGUGGAUUUGCGGGACCUGAUUCGAAAAAAAGACGAGGGAAAGCUGCUCCCCCCGGGCGUUGUCAUAGCUGUAACCGAGCCGAAACACCCGAAUGGCGCCGUGGUCCGGACGGAGCGCGAACCCUGUGCAAUGCUUGCGGGUUGCACUACGCCAAACUGACGCGCAAGAUGGGCGCUAAUAAAGCUGCGUCCAUGGGCUCAAAUCUGAGGCCCAAGACUGCACUCGACACCUCGUCACCAAACAGUCAUUAA
Messenger RNA from Aspergillus uvarum CBS 121591, 1509 nucleotides. It is a transcript of the gene nsdD, whose product is annotated as GATA-type sexual development transcription factor NsdD. Gene Ontology annotation, biological process: regulation of DNA-templated transcription. The coding region runs from base 1 to 1509 and encodes 502 amino acids. NCBI's taxonomy places the organism in Eukaryota, Fungi, Ascomycota, Eurotiomycetes, Eurotiales, Aspergillaceae. Gene Ontology annotation, molecular function: zinc ion binding; sequence-specific DNA binding. The record is from RefSeq and is a predicted model, not a curated record. The transcript has 3 exons.